Molecule: messenger RNA, 2418 nt
Organism: Spodoptera exigua (beet armyworm)
Lineage: Eukaryota; Metazoa; Arthropoda; Insecta; Lepidoptera; Noctuidae
Source: the annotation of a GenBank genome assembly
AAAGGAACUGUCAAUAACGUCAAACAAAAUAAAAACACGAGUGUUCCCCAAGUUUCACAUGUGUGCAUGUGAAUUGUGAAAUAAGUUGAUUAUGUGAAUAUUGGAUUUAUACGUUUGGUCAGUAAAAUAUGUCUUCUAAAGACAAGGAAGAUCAUCUUCCGGGUUUUGAUGCCCCCGAAGAUGUUGAAAACUCACAAGAUGAAACUCCGAACAAUAAGAAAAAAAAGAAGAGUUCUGGUGGAUUUCAGUCGAUGGGAUUAAGUUUCCCAAUACUUAAAGGUAUUACGAAAAGGGGAUAUAAGCAGCCAACCCCAAUACAGCGCAAGACAAUUCCUCUUGCAUUAACAGGCAAAGAUGUAGUUGCUAUGGCUCGAACAGGGUCGGGUAAAACGGCUUGUUUCGUCCUCCCUAUAUUGGAAAAACUGCUAGCUCCAAACUCAAAGCCAUUGCCAGGAAAAAACUUCAGAGCUCUCAUCCUCUCACCUACUAGGGAGUUGGCUUUACAGACAUUAAGGUUUGUGAGAGAACUUGGAAAGUUCACUGGGCUCUCAUCAGCAGCAAUUCUUGGCGGAGAGUCAAUAGAGCAGCAGUUCAGUGUGAUGUCGGGUACAGCACCGGAUAUUGUGGUCGCGACUCCGGGGCGGUUCCUUCACAUCUGUAUUGAGAUGAGCUUGAAACUUGAUAACAUACAAGUCAUAGUAUUUGACGAAGCUGAUCGGCUCUUUGAGCUUGGAUUUGGAGAACAACUUCGAGAAAUUGUUGCCCGAUUACCUUCAUCCCGUCAGACACUGUUAUUUUCGGCGACGCUACCAAAAAUGUUGGUGGAAUUCGCCAGAGCAGGUCUGACGGACCCGACUCUAGUGAGGUUGGAUGUGGAUUGGAAGUUGCCAUCAACCUUGUGGCUGGGUUGGAUCGCAGUAAGAGCAGAAUUAAAGACCGCUGCCUUGUUGAUUCUCUUGGAUAAAGUUUUAACCGCUAAAACACCACAGGCAGUCGUUUUUGCAGCCACCAAGCAUCAUGUCGAGUAUUUGCAUUUAAUUCUGCAACAGGCUGGCAUAUCGUCUACAUACGCGUACUCCGGACUCGAUCCAUCGGCGCGUAAGAUAGCUCUCGGUCGCUUCACCAACAAAAAGUGCUCAGUACUAAUAGUUACUGACGUCGCCGCUAGAGGUCUCGAUCUGCCUGCUUUAGAUACUGUCAUCAACUACAACUUUCCCGCCAAACCAAAGCUUUUUGUGCAUAGAGUUGGUCGCAGUGCUCGAGCCGGUCGUGCGGGUCGUGCUUUCUCUUUAAUAGCGCCAGAAGACGUCGCUCAUCUAUUAGACCUUCAACUGUUUCUCGGAGCAGAACUCAUAUCUCCUUCUCAAGUCAAAGAGAGUGGGUCCACCUGUCCCAGCGGAGUUUGGGGAGCUAUACCUACCUCACAGCUCGAGCUAAGGCAUCAGGAUAUUAUGGCUUGGGAGAAGAAUGUUUCAGAAAUUGAAGACGCAGCUCGUGUCUGUGGUCGUGGUUGGCAACAAUAUAUAAAAUGGCGCGAGCCUGCCUCAGCCGAGGCCAACAAGCGCGCCAAGCUAACUAACUUCCCCGUAGUUGCUCACCCAUUCUUGGUGGACGAGAUGGAAAGCGCCGCUGUCGAUAUGAUUGAGAAAAUCAAGAAUUAUACGCCUAAAGGAACGAUUUUAGAAUUGGCCGCUAAGAAUGACGCUCCUAGUUAUUUGGCUAUGAAGAGAAAGAAACAAGUGCACGGCAAGACUGUACAGAAAGUACGAGACAAUAAGAAAUUGAUGGCUGAAGGCGUAUUGGAAGACUCGAGCAACAUAAAAAUGAGUCGCCCGCCGAACCAGCCCCCUAAGAAGAAGAAGAAAGAAGUCGUUCGCGAUGAGAAUUACAUCUCACAUUACGCUAGCGAUCAACAUACUGAAAUGGGUAUGGCAGUGAACUUCGCGGUGGGCGCCGAGUCUGCCCAGCUAGAGCUGGGCGCGGACAGCGGGGACGCGGCGCGCGCGCAGAAGGCCAUGCUGCGCUGGGACAGGAAGCGGAAGAAGAUGGUGCAUGUCGACCCGGACGGAGGUCGCAAGAUGAUUCGCACGGAGAGCGGAGGCCGCGUCCCUGCCUCAUACCGCAGCGGACGGUACGACGAGUGGCGGAAGCGAAACGUCGCCGACGCAGGCUCCGACGAUGAACAGGGACACGAUACUAACAGGAAGAGAGCUGCUUCAGAAUUUAGACCUCACUGGGUGAAACACAACGAGCGAGUCGCCAAGAAAUCAGCGGAGGCCAAGUCUAAAGAAUUCAAGAACAAACAACAGAUCGUCAAGGAAAGAAUACGGAAAGAAAAGAUUAAACAGAAACUCAAGUAUAAGAAUAACAAGAAAAAGAAGAGGAAAUAAAUACUAAUAAAUUGAUUUAUAAAUUUAA